Messenger RNA from Salvia miltiorrhiza (redroot sage), 357 nucleotides. RefSeq names its product homeobox-leucine zipper protein HOX20-like. Gene Ontology annotation, molecular function: DNA binding. The transcript has a single exon. The record is from RefSeq and is a predicted model, not a curated record. NCBI's taxonomy places the organism in Eukaryota, Viridiplantae, Streptophyta, Magnoliopsida, Lamiales, Lamiaceae. The coding region runs from base 1 to 357 and encodes 118 amino acids.
AUGAACAGGUUCCAAGUAUAUCAGGUGGAUGCUCUAGAGGAGGCGUUUCAAGAGAGAGACCAUCUGUCUAGAGAGAGAAAGGCUGAGCUGGUGGAUCGAACAGGACUGGAUGUGGAGCAGGUUACGAGCUGGUUUAACCGGAGACGAAAGCGGGAGCGAGACAGGGAGACGAGGAGGAGGUCAGAACGGAGGAAUUCGGAGCUGGAGGAAGCUCUGAGGGAGAGUAGAGAGAGAGAGGCAGUGCUGCAACGUGAGGUUGAAGACAGCAAGAGGAGAGAGACUGCGCUCACGGCUGAGAUUCAGAGUUUGAGACACCAAAUUGGAGGUUUUGGUCAGCUAAUAUACCAAGGUUUGUGA